Molecule: messenger RNA, 6834 nt
Organism: Gallus gallus (chicken)
Lineage: Eukaryota; Metazoa; Chordata; Aves; Galliformes; Phasianidae
Gene: CIPC
Product: CLOCK interacting pacemaker
Exons: 5
Coding region: 495-1616 (373 amino acids)
Biological process (GO): negative regulation of DNA-templated transcription; negative regulation of circadian rhythm
Cellular component (GO): nucleus
Source: RefSeq, a predicted model, not a curated record
GGCGGGGAGGUUCGUGCUUCGUGGUGGUGGCGCCGCGCACGCGCGGAGCGGGUGGCGCCGAGGCUGUGGGCAGCCAGGUGAGGGGUGUCACGGCCCAGCGCGCGUUACCGCUGCGGGCGCGGUGUGACCGUAAUGCUCGGGGCGGCCCGAUCUCGGCUAGGACCGGCCCCACUUCGCCACGGGGAGGGGCUGCGCGCUUGCUCGGCCGCGACGGCUACGCUGGAACUCUCGUCCCGUCGGGCUCCGGGACAGCCCGGCCUGGCCCUGCUCGGGGGCGAGGCGCCGGGGAGGCGGCCGGCAGGGAGAGCACGGCGGUCCUUUCAGAAUUUUCAUUCAGAAGGGAUAUGAGGAAGCAUUUCUAAGGCUACAUCUCCACUAGGAGUGAUUUGCAGUUCCUCCAUGGAAAAGGUGUUGAAGACAGCCACCAGCACUGUGGAAGCAUGGAGACAAAAUAGUCAUGUAUUGACACCCUCAAGAAGAUACUGGGCACACUGAUGGAAAUGAAGAGCUUGAACCAUCACUUCAGAAUGGCAGCAACUGAAUCUGACAAGGACUCCGGAUACUCAGAUGGCAGUUCAGAGUGCCUAAGUGCUAUGGAGCACACUGACUCUGAGGAUGUCCUGAAUACAUUGUGUUGGAAUGCAGAGGAUGGGCCUUGGCCUUGCCCCGUGACCACGAGUGGCUCCUUUCCUGCACUUUCUCCUAUGGUUGUAAUGAAAAAUGUUCUAGUAAAGCAGGGGAGUUCAUCCCAGCUCCAGUCUUGGACUGUCCAACCAUCCUUUGAAGUGAUUCCAGCUCAGCCACAGCUGGUAUUUCUUCACCCAUCAAUCCCACCUCCCAUUAACCCUCACCCUGUUGGGAAAAAGAGAAAUGAUUCCACUAACUACCUGCCCAUCCUGAACUCUUAUCCCAAAAUAGCACCACAGCCCUGCAAAAGAGAUCACUCCUUUGAUCUAGAGGAACGUCAGGAAACCAGUUGCCAUAAACGACUCUGCACAGAAACAUCUAAAAUGGAGAAUUCUCCUGUAUCAAGGAGCACAGGUUUGUCUACUAGUCCUUUUGCCCACAUACCAGUAAGCUUUAAGGCUCCUCAGGAUUCUAACCAGCAAAGUUCUUCAAGUUUGAUGACAACUGGAAAAGUGUCAACUCUUCCUGGUUUCCAUUGUGUUUCUGCUGACACUCCGAAAGUUCCAGGUUUGGCUUCUCUCUUGCCUUUUGGAGCUCUACAGACAGCAAAGUGCACUCCUCAUGAGAAUGAGAGUGCAGCGCAAACUACAAUGCAGUCUGCGGUGUGGAGCCUGCCAUUGAUACCAGAAGAGACUUGCACUACCCCUGAGCUGCUUUUGCAACAGCAGAGUAAGUGCAGACGCUUUCAGAAUACACUCGUUGUGCUACGCAGGUCAGGAUUGCUGGAGAUCACUUUAAAAACCAAGGAGCUCAUUCAUCAGAACCAGGUGACUCAAGCUGAGCUGGACAGGCUGAAACACCAAACACAACUUUUCAUAGAGGCAAUAAAGAACAAUGCUCCACAGUCAUGGGCAGAGCUAGAAGCAUCUCUAACAGGUUCAGAUAAAGCUAAUAGCAACCUUGAAGACUCCACUUAUCCAAACAUGUAGUAAAAUGGUAUAUAGCUGUUAAGUUAUUCCUGUGCCUCCUAAUUCCUGUCUCAAGCUUUUACUUGAACAUUCUGAGUCCAAGAUGUGCAAGGUGGCAUGCCAUUUACAACUUGUCUUUACAGCCAGUCGUGGGACUGGAACAGCACAGUGGGAUCUUGACGAGAUGAGUACUCACUCCAGCGUGACCUUGAACUCCAUGCUAACUCUAUACUUUCUUGGACUUCAGAAGCUUGGAUGUGCUCUGCUGGCAUGUUCCCAUUCUUGCUGUGAGAAGACAGUCAUUUGCAGAAUUCUGCAAGCAACUCUCUUCCUAUUCCCUUCUUCAGAUAGUCAGUUCUGAGAGUGGCACUGCAAAACAGUCCCCAGUAUUGGGCUAUCACCAGUUGCAAGUAGAUGAAGAGAGUUGGUGUGAGGAGAGGAAGCUUAGUUUGGUGGGGUGGUGUCAGACUGUUGCUGACUGUUGACAGAGAGUCUUGCUUUUGGGGUUACAAUUGUUCUGAAUUAGUGGAGAUCUGCUUGCGGUGAAGCAACAUUCUGUAUUUAUUGCAAUCUUUGACCAAAGUGACAAGAGUCUUAGGAGCCCAGUGACUUGAUUUUGAUGAGUAUACAUUUAGAUUUUGAUCUGUAAAGAUGAGUGAAUGAGAAUUGCAAGGCUUGCACUGGAAGUAUUUGUUUCAAAGCUGUAUGUAUUUGCACUACCCAUUAGUGACUAAAAAGUGUACAGGGCAAGUGGCUUUGGAUUUUCUUGGUAGAAUGCAGAGGUGUUUUUAAACAUGGUGCAAGGGAGAUACUUGUUCACCAGGGUUAAUGUGGCAAGACUGAUUAAAUGUUAUUUCAUCUGUGUAUCUUUAUAGUUUAUAAGGCUGAACUUCUUUUUUUGCUGUGAAAUUGUUCUGGUCUUGUUGAUCCCCUUGAUGAGGGGAUAAUGUCCAUGCUCAGCAAGUUUGCUGAUUACUUGAAGCUGGGAGGAAUGGCUGACUCACCAGAAGGCUGUGCUGCCAUUCAGCGAGACCUGAACGGGCUGAAGAGCUGGUCAGAGAGGAAGCAGAUUAGGUUUAACAAGAGCAAGUGUAAAGUCUUGCACCUAGGGAGAAAUAACCACAUGCAUGAGUACAGGCUGGGGGUGAUCUACUGGAGAGGAGGUCUGCAGAAUGGGUCUCAGGUGUCCUGAUGGACAGCAGGUUGGCUGUGAGCCAGCAGUGUGCCCUGGCGGCCAAGAAUGUCGAUGGCAUCCUUGGAUGCCUUAAAAAGAGCAUGGCCAGCAGGUCAAGGGAGGUGAUCUUCCCCUUCUACUCUGCCCUGGUGACACCUCACCUGGAGUAUUGCGUCCAGUUCUGGGCUCCCCAGUACAGAAAAGACAGGGAUCUGCUGGAAAAGAGUCCAGCAGAGCGCCACAAAGAUGACAAAGGGCCUGGAGCACCUCUCUUAUGAGGAAAGGCUGAGUGACCUAUCUCUGUUCAGCCUUGAAAAAAGAAGACUGAGAGGGGAUUUGAUCAAUGUCCAUAAACAUCUAAGGUGCAGGAGGCAAAGGGAUGAGGCCAGACUCUUUUCUGUAGUGGCAACAGGACAAGGGAUGGCCACAAACUGAAGCAUAGGAAGUUCUGUUCAAAUGUACAUAAAAACUUCUUCACAGUAAGGGUGAUGGAGCACUGGAUCAGGCUGCUCAGAGGGAUGUGAAGCCUCCUUCUCUGAAGAUAUUUAAGAUCCGCCUGGAUGCCUACCUGUGGAACCUGGUCUAGGGAGCCUACUUUGGCAGGGGGGAUUGGAUUAGAUAUUCUCCUAGAGGUCCCAUUCAGCCCCUACGAUUCUGUGAAAUUGAUUGCUAAGAAUGGAAAAAAAGGAGAGAAGUGAGAGGAAAAGGGGCAUAAUGGCCCACGGUAAAACAAGUCCUUUCAUCUCCCUUCCCUCCUUCUUUUGUUAUUGAGAGAAAUUGAGUGAAUAUGUGUAUUUAAAAAUAACUAAAGAAAAAGAUGUCAACUUGGACAAUCUUGCUGAAAGUUUUAUCUGCUUGAGUUUGAAGUUAAACAAAACUAUUUUCCUCCACGUAAAUGUAUCUCAUCCCUAGCCUGCUUGACAUGAAAUGUAGUUAAGGCCUAACAUCUUCUGCAGUGGUAUUAGCAGACAUCUGCAGUAGUCAGUUGCAAAAGCUAUUCUACAGAUGUGGGUUUGUCUAGACACUUGUAUCAGUCCCUCCAAUAAAAAGGGUUUGUUUGUUUUUUACCAGAGGCAGGCUGUGUAAAAGAACUAGGAAUGUCUCUCCCUAUGAAGGAUAAGAAAUCUGGAUUGCUUAGAGUGUGUUCAUUUCCACUUGAAAAUGCUUUCCAAAAAUUGUGCUGUGUAUCACUGGUUAUUUUGAUGCUCUGAUCACUUCACUUCAGAUUCUUAAAAGUGAUACUUGAAAUUAUAGUAGAACUCUUGCUAGUUUGUGGUUAGACCCCUUCAUUCUCUGAUGCCUUUCGGAAUCAAGAUUAGAGAAGGCUGUGGAGAAUGCUGUUGUAGACUUCCUAAAAUACACUCAGUAGAAAAGGUGCAAGGGAUUGCCCUGUAAUAAGGGGUUUCCAUCUUUUUAGGGAAAAAUCUGAUGAAAAGAAGUGCCGUAGAUGUCUCAUGGAGGAGAAAUAGGAGUCACAUUUUCCCUAGACAGAGGCCUAGAGAUAAAUGUGUGGCAGAAUUCCCCAUAAAGCCCUUUAAAAGCUGUAACAAACUAAUAGCAAUAUGUUUCAUAGUAUCCUGCCCUCCUCCUGAACUGCUGUGCGGCUACUCCUGUAGCACAGUACAUGGGAAUUUAUUAAGAGACAAAUUUUUGAAGACUGUGUUAUGUUUUCACUAUAAUUGUGCAUAAUAGGAUAUCUCCCAACUUGCAGCACUGCAAUAUCAAAAUUCAGCCAGAGAAACCAGAAGGCAGGAAGGCAGCAUAAUACAGUGUAAUAAUGCAGGACGUAGCUAGCUGUUCUAGAACUACACAUGACAUGUGCAUUAAAUGACAAUUGUUGGGUGAGUAGAUAUGGUGGGGCCUUGUGCCAUUUGUGUAAGAAUGCCAGAAGGUAAGAGCUUCUUAGAGAAAGGAGUGGAAGGAGUAGGAGGCAGUUCCACUGAUCUGAUACCUUUAAUGGGCUUAGAGUUGUGGUGUGGGAAAGUGCAUAGGAUAUCUUUUCUAUUUUUCUUAGCAUUCUUAUUCUAUCUAUCAAUUAUAGAGGGGAAUAGGAAGUUCAGAAUGUGUUAAUAGGAAGUGAUUGUGAUCCUAGAAAACACGAUGGUGGAUUCAGGCUUUCUCUAGAGAAGAAAGGAGGUAAGAAAAAAAGAGUUGAAUUCCAGCUGUUUAUGAUGAGAGAGUACACCAGUGACCUCUUAAAUGAUUCUGUGUUAUUACUUCGAAAGGACCUUCAAAGAUCAUCGAAUCAAACUGCCUAACUGCUUCAGAGCUAGCUGAAAGCUAAAGCAUGUUAAUGAGGGCAUUAUCCAAAUAUCUUUUUUAAUAUCUCAAACAUGGGGUAUCAGCCCCCUCGUGGAGAUUUCCUCUAGGAAACCUGAUCCACUGUUUGACCAUCCUUACAGUAAAUAUUAUUUUUUUUUCCUAUUUGAUCUCCAUCCUAUUUCUACUGCUAUGUUGGAGUAAAGGGAGUGGAAAACCAACCUUGCAGGGCACUUUGACUUAGGGAGCCUCUAGCUGCUAAAACUCUCUCGUAGUCCUCUCAGCACCACAUACAUUUUUUCCUGACAACACCGAGAGUGAGCUGAAGUGUGUAUGCUUACAGCUGGUGGGCAUUUCAAACAGUUAAUUUGUAUAAACAUGUAUUUGAUAAAUCUGGGAAUAAUGUCCAGCAGCUGGUUAGAAAUCUACUGGGCAGCAGUCCAGAUUUUAACAGUUUUUGCUGAACUAGAAAAAUGACUCUAGAACUCUAGAUAGGUAAAGCCAGGGCCCCAUAGGAACUGUAUCCCUAGGCAAAUUUUGCUUCAAGAUGUGCCAUUAUGAGAAAGGAUGUUGAGGGCCCCUAAUGACAGAUACAUUGUCAAAUAUCUUCCUGUUCAGUUUCUCUUAGCUGCCUUUAUUCCUAGAAGCCCUAGUAAAGCUUUAAACAAUAAGGACUUCCCUCUCUUGGCUUCCAUUUAAUAAAACAGUAUAGCUCUGGUGCUCUUUUGAGGAAAAUCAGUUGACUGCGUUAGGACCAGAAUAGAUGUUGAUUCUGGGCAGGGGUCUGGAAGUGGUCCAGUGGAGAUGAGCAGAAACAUUAGCCUCUUUAAUUGGAAGUAUGUAAGCAGUGAACUUAGAGGGUUUUUUUUGUUGUUGUUGUUUUUUUUUACUUCAAAAGUGGCAAGACAAGUUAGUCUAAAGACACCUGUCACAGUCUGAAAAGUCAGUGAGGUGGUCUGCUGGGACUUCAGUUGCUGCUGACAAUUAGCAAGCAGGGUAUCUUCAUGGCUCAGAUGAACUGCUGUUUUUCUACUGAGGUUAAAUAAACGUUGGUAUUUUUGAUUACUUUUGCUACGUAUUUUUGAAGUUCUACUGCUCUAGUUGCUUUUCUGUAAGUAAACCUGUAAGUAAAAAGUAAAAAGUAAACCUUUUCUGUACCUUUCAAGUUCAUUGUCAGCUUUGAAUACAGUAGCCUAGGAGCCCUGUUAUAAAACAUGACCUUUUCGUUAAAUCUUUACAGAAAGACUGUGAAAUAUGAAUCAAAUAAAGUACAUAGUUGAAAAGUAUAUGGCUUGGUCUAGUGCUGUUGAACUGCCAAGUCCUUGAUUCCAAAUCAUGCUUUACUUAUUUCCACAAGACCAUGUUCCCUGUGUGGGAAAGUGCAGAUCCAAAAGUGAUACUAUGAUUUCUUACUGAAGAGUGACAUGUGAGCUUUAACAGUGUAUAUGAAUUAAAGGAUUUCUGGGAGGAGCCUGACUCAGAGUGCCCUGUACAGAGCUCUAAAAAUAUAUUGCAGUGCGUGACCAUUGCCAUAGAUCCAUCAUGAAAACUUGGAAGAAUUUUUCGGUUUCUUAACUGUUACUUCCAUGUGAUGACUGUACAUUAUGCUCACCGUCUGUGCAGGGCGAACUCCUACACUAGCUUAAUCUGCCAGCCAAAUAUGCGUAAGGUCUGAAUUGUGAAGGGUAUGGAUAGUUUGUUACCAAAAGGAUAACUUGGGUGAAAAAAUGUAGUCCCUCUCUUGGAGGAGAAUGCUCAUCAACUAAAUCUGUAUCCCAGAUUUUCAAUAAAACAUGUUUUUCAAAA